UCAACACGUUUCUGUCUUUUGCUACCAGCUGCCAUUUAAAGACUUCACGUUAAGACUAAUUUGUAGUUCAGUGGUCACCACCAUCAAAGACAGAUCCUUUUAUUGAAGUGAAAUACACCUAUCAAUGGAAGAGUUACAUGGCUGGGCUGCAGUGACCACAUGCAUGAACAAGUCCUCCUCUUUACUAUUUGGAACGGCGUUGGCUGUAGACGCGGCUGGAAGCGGAUCCCCGAUCGGCGCCAGCGCGGUGUUGCUGUCCGUCAUGAGGCUGGGACCGGCCACUCUGGUGUGUUUCCUCAGCUUUGUGUGGCUGUCGGACUGCGCGCCUCCGACCUGCUACUCCAGAGCCAUCGGCCUGAGCAAAGAAGUCAUGGCUUUGCUGGAUAAAAUACACACUUACCACCGCACGAAGACGUGUGCUGAAGUCCUACCUACGAUCUUCCUCGAUGUACAUAACUCAUGCAUCACCACCAAGCUCCGUGACUUUCUCUACGUGGUGCUGAACCAUCCCGACCAGUACUGCAGAGAGCGUCCCAGAAUGGUGCUGCUGAAACGUAAAAUCCAGAACUUGUACACCAUCGUCACCAGAAUUUGUUAUCGGGACCUGGUGUUUUUCACAGAUGACUGUGAAGCUAUUGAUACUGGCCACAGCAGCCCUCGCUAUGCAGAGGACAGGCUUCAGCUUCUGCAAGAGGAGAGAUGAGCAACACGCAGAGCAGACAAAAGGCAUACACUGGACCAUCACACUCAUAAAAACACAUAUCAGCCAUAUGUAGAAAGCACAUACAAAUACCUGCACAAACCACACCACACCUUAGAGUGUAUUAAUGCGUCAUUUGGUUUUGGCAGGACACACAGUGCUGUUUCAUGCCAUACCUAGGUGGCUCUGUGUUCGCUGCAGAUUCAUGUUAGUGAACAUGUGUGGUUACAUUCCAGCAAGGAGUGCAGAACUUUCCACAGGAAAUUUGCUGAAUCCCAACCCUGCCGAUGAAAAACCUUGAAAUAAUAAACCAAUGAGAGAUGCUUGUGAGGCGAGCCUCAACCGCUGCUUAUUUACCAGGGCUGAUCAAAGGUCCAUGUGUCAUUAAGAGAAAUAUGUUGUGUUGUCAUAACCCUUGGUCUGACUAACGUGUCUUAAAAGAGCACUAUACAGAAUUUUGUAAACAUUUGAAGGGUUGAACAUGGUGGUUGAAAAUGUUAUGUAAGAAACAGAUGUCCUAAGCAAUGCUUUGGUUGUAUAGUAUGUUCCUUCAGAAUUCAUUCCCACAAAAGUGUUUUUACUUGUCAUUUAAAACCAGAGAAGUUAUGACAGUCCUGCUGCUGCUUGGCGUGAAGCUCAAUAAGAUUAACAUUUUUUAUGGCCUUAAGCAUAAUGCAUAUGAAAUAAUAGAACCCUUACUGUCAUAGACAUAUUAGAAACUUGCCUGUUCUUUAUGUAUAAUUAAUGACAAUCUCUACACAGUAUGUCUUAUAUUAUGUUAUAGAACUUUAUGUAUCUGUUUUUUGUGUACUUUUUGAUUUAUUCUGUGACAUUAUUUUCAGAAUUGCUGCCAGUAUGAACUCUAAUUGUUUGUUGGUCCUGGACUAAAGUGCAGCUGUAUUUUGAGUAA
Molecule: messenger RNA, 1610 nt
Organism: Xiphias gladius (swordfish)
Lineage: Eukaryota; Metazoa; Chordata; Actinopteri; Istiophoriformes; Xiphiidae
Gene: cytl1
Product: cytokine-like protein 1
Exons: 5
Coding region: 125-703 (192 amino acids)
Biological process (GO): positive regulation of transcription by RNA polymerase II
Source: RefSeq, a predicted model, not a curated record